Messenger RNA from Fusarium venenatum, 1980 nucleotides. RefSeq names its product DNA topoisomerase. Gene Ontology annotation, molecular function: DNA topoisomerase type I (single strand cut, ATP-independent) activity; DNA binding. Gene Ontology annotation, biological process: DNA topological change. Gene Ontology annotation, cellular component: nucleus. The record is from RefSeq and is a predicted model, not a curated record. Lineage: Eukaryota; Fungi; Ascomycota; Sordariomycetes; Hypocreales; Nectriaceae.
AUGAAGGUCCUCUGUGUGGCUGAAAAGCCUUCCAUCUCCAAGGCUGUAGCGACUCAUCUCGCUGGAGGCCGUGUCGAAACACACAAUACGAGAAGCAAGUACAUCAAGAACUACUCGUUCGAUUUUGACUUUGGCCAGCAAUUGGGCCACUGCUCCGUCAAUAUGACUUGUGUCACUGGUCAUUUAACAAACGUCGACUUUACACCUGCGAACAAGAGCUGGUACUCGCCUCCUCCGGAAUCGUUGUUCACUGCCCCAAUUGUCACAACUAUUAGCGAUGAUAAAAAGGUAAUUGCCCAAAAUCUGGAAUCUCAAGCGCGAUAUGCUCAAGUCCUCGUAAUCUGGACGGAUUGCGAUCGCGAAGGUGAACAUAUCGGCAAUGAAAUCGUCGAAGCUGCUCGAAAGGGCAAGCCGGGUAUUCGGGUGUUGCGAGCAAGAUUCAGCAAUAUUGAAAGAGCACAUGUCAUAUCAGCAGCCAGGAACCUGACAACCUUGGACGAAAGGCAAGUCAAUGCUGUGGCCACGAGAAUAGAGCUUGACCUCCGAAUCGGCUAUGCUUUUACUCGCUUCCUCACGAAUAACCUACGGCAGCUUGGAGGACCUUUGGAAAAAAUGACCCUUAGCUAUGGAUCCUGCCAAUUUCCAACCCUUGGGUUCGUCGUUGAUCGUUAUUUUCGUGUCAAAAACUUCGUUCCAGAACCCUUCUGGAGCAUAAAGCUGACACACAACCGAGACGGUAAAAAGGUUGAUUUCUCCUGGCUACGAAAUAGGCUUUUCGACCGAAUGUCUACCGUCAUUUUGUAUGAAAGAUGCCUUACAGCAAAAAUAGCAACCGUCAUAAAAGUUCAGCAGAAACCUACUCGCAAGUUUAAACCCUUACCCCUUACAACCGUUGAACUACAAAAGGCUGCAACAAGGUUAUUGCAUAUGAGUGGACAACAGGCCAUGACUAUCGCCGAAGGACUCUACAACAAAGGAUUCAUAAGUUACCCCAGAACCGAGACUGAUCGUUUUGAUCGAGGGAUGAAUCUCCGAACUCUGGUUGAUAAGCAGACAACCGACCAGAGAUGGGGACCAUUUGCACAGAACCUUGUCAAUGGUGUCUUUCAACAACCAAGAGAAGGGAGAAACGACGAUAAAGCCCAUCCUCCUAUUCAUCCUAUCACGUAUGCUUCUCCUACAGUCCUAAAUCGCGAUGAGGGUCGAUUAUACGAGUAUAUUGUCCGCCGGUUUCUUGCUUGCUGCUCAGACGACGCCAAAGGCAUGGCAUCUGACGUUGAGGUUGAAUACGGAGACGAGCGUUUUAAUGCCCACGGUGUUAUCGUUCUUGAGAGAAACUAUCUCGACGUGUUUGUUUACGAAAAAUGGAACAACACUGUGGAACUACCAAAGUUCACCGAAGGAGAGCGUUUUCAACCUACAGAGGCUAUGAUGACGGAAGGCAAAACUUCAGCUCCGGGCUUCCUCACAGAAGCCGACCUGAUCGCUCUCAUGGAUGCCAACGGCAUCGGCACAGAUGCCACCAUGGCCGAGCAUAUCCAGAAGAUUCAAGACAGAGAAUACGCUGCUACAAUAGGUCGAUCAGGUGAAGCACCAAGAGGUGACGAGGAGUCGGACACAGGUCCAUCCACAAGAGGGCGCGGUCGUGGCCGUGGAGGCAGAGGAAGCAGAGGUGGACGCGGUGGGCGCGGUGGUGCAUCUACAUCAGGAGGCCGUGGUGGAGUAAAAGUAUUUGUCCCUACACAGCUUGGUGUAGCUCUCAUUUUGGGAUUUGAUCGAAUGAACUUCGAGACCAGUCUCGGCAAACCGUUUCUACGGAAAGAGAUGGAAAUCAAGAUGAAGGCUAUCUGCGACGGUCGUGCAAACAAGGAAGCCGUCCUACGAGAGAGUCUCGCUCAAUACAGGCGUGUAUUCGACCAGUCUCAGGAGCAACUGGGGGUUCUGCGAACGGCUUGCCGUGAAUUUGUCUUUACUUCGUGA